AUGCAAUCGAAUAAUAAAGAAGCUCAAAUACUCUUAGCUAUCGAAGCUAUUCGAAAAGAUAAAAAAUUAAAAUUUCGAUCAAAAAGCCAUAAUUUGACUGAUUUGGAAGAGGAAGUACUUAUUCAAUAUAUAUUCGAUGUAGACGAAAGAGGAUUUAGUCCUCGAAUAAGUGAUGUGGAAGAUAUGGCGAAUUAUAUACUCGAAACGCGGGGUGUGAAGAAGGUUGGAAAGCUCUGGGCUCAUCGCUUUGUGAAACGAUAUACAGAAUUAAAGAUGUGUUUUAAUCGCAUUUAUGAUUUUCAAAAAGCUCUCUGCGAAGAUUCAGAGCUUAUUGAAAGAUGGUUUCGAUUAAUAUUGAAUAUGCAGGCCAAAUAUGGUAUUCUGGACUGCGAUUUCUACAACUUCGAUGAGACAGGUUUUAUGAUGGGACAAAUAUCAUCACAUAUAGUAGUUACUAAAGCUGAUCGAUGUGGAAGAAGCAAAGCUAUACAAUCAGGCAAUCGGGAAUAG
Molecule: messenger RNA, 510 nt
Organism: Sclerotinia sclerotiorum 1980 UF-70
Lineage: Eukaryota; Fungi; Ascomycota; Leotiomycetes; Helotiales; Sclerotiniaceae
Exons: 2
Coding region: 1-510 (169 amino acids)
Cellular component (GO): nucleus
Molecular function (GO): DNA binding
Source: RefSeq, a predicted model, not a curated record